UCAAUCGUCUUUGUAUCCUUGAAUCGCAAUACUACCUUUCGGACUGUUGAGCGCGACUUUCCGGUGAGUUUUCCUAUUUCCGCAUAAGUCGCAUUUGGAUUUUGUAAGUAAAUUUCAACUAGGGUAAAUGUCCUAAUUCAAAACUAUUUCCAGACGCUUUAACUUUGACAGAAGGAAGAUUCAACACUUUAAGUUCAUAUUUUUUCUGAAGAGAAUUAUAUAAAUUUGUUCCAUGACUCUUCUAGAAUGUUACUGUUUAGUGAAAAUUCUUUAGAUAUAAUUUGAAAAUUUCUUAAAUAGGGGAAAGUACUCUCCCUUCGAAAGUUCAUGCCUUCGAAUACUGUGAAUUUCUUCGACUUUUCUUAAACACUUGCACAUUUAUAUUAAAUAUUCGUUAGAUCAUUAUAAAUCACGAGUCCCCUCCAAAAAUUGUGGGCCUAAUGAUUCGUUUUUAUGUUUUUUUGAAGAAAUAUUAAAAAUGGGCUCAACACUUAAUUUUACUGGUCAACUUAAUAUCUGUUUUUUUUUCUAUUUAAAAUUUAUUUUGGAAGAAAGUUACUAUUGUAGUAUAUAAAGGGUUAAUUAGGGUUGAUAUUUGUUAAGAUAGUUUUCCUCAAGAAGGAAACUAUGUGUGUGGAUGGUGGAAAAAUUAGAAAGCCACCCAUACGCAGGGUUGGAAUUUUAGAGUUACAUGCCUUCGAAUGUUCAUGUGGCAACUCUACCGCCAUUUGAUGUCAUAUGAUUGCUCGACAUAACCUCACAGUUUUGUUUACUUUUGCUUCAUGUGUGGUAAAAGAAUUUUGAAGUAUUCUCAGAUAUUUUGUUUUGAAAUUUAAUGAAAGUGACUGAGAAAAAAUGAAAGAGAAAUUCUGAGCAAAAUCAUGUGGGAGUACAACCCAACAAUGCCGGUGCUCGAGUCUAUUCCGCAAUUGUGCUCAUAUUUGACCUCAUCAUGAUCUUUGUGCAGUGGACCUAUUUUGUAUUUGAGGGCAUCUACCUACUCUUCAAGCCACCGGAAGAAAAAUCUGUGGUGGGGGAGACUGUCCUGAUAACAGGAACUGAUCAUGGGAUUGGCAGGGAAAUGGCACUCCAAUAUUCAGCACUGGGAGCCACAGUUGUCUGCUGGGACAUCAAUGAGGAAGGAAAUAAGGAAACUGUGAAAGAAAUUUGCUCCCGUAAAGGAAAAGCCCAUGCAUUUGUGUGUGACGUCUCGAAGCGUGAGGAGAUCAUUGAGGUGGCCAAGAAGGUUAAAGCGGAAGUCGGAACUGUGACGAUCUUGGUCAAUAAUGCCGGCAUCAUGCCCUGCCAUCCUUUCCUGCAGCAUACCGAUGCGGAAAUCCGCAAAAUCUUCGAUAUUAAUAUUUUGGCGCACUUUUGGAUGAUGCAGGCCUUCCUCCCUGACAUGAUCGCCAAACGUCAUGGUCACAUCGUUUUACUUUCAUCCAUGGCGGGAAUUGUUGGACUGCAAAAUCUUGUGCCAUACUGCGGAUCCAAAUUUGCUGUUCGUGGACUCACCGAAGCCAUCAAAGAUGAAGACUGAAAGACACAAUGAAGCCAAACCCGGAUGCUUCCGGAUAAUUAGUGGGCAGAAAUCGCUAGGACAACAAGUGCAAGAGGAUUUUUGGGAAGGCACAAGUAUGCCUUUUUAUUCUAAAUUUUGCUCUAAAACUUUACAUUUAUAUUCAAUUGUCACAAGUAACAAAUAGACAGUACACUUCAUUGGUAAAAUAUCACAUAAUGAGACGCAAUUUUCAACAUUUUUCUUUUAUUUCCGGAAUCUACAUAACCUCAAUUUAUUAACUUCUAACUCUCGAAGCAUCACCCUUCUCUUUUUAAAGUCGUAUUUUAGGGUUGACAUAUCGAUAAAUGGCGUUUCUAUCAAUUUUUGGAAAGAGAAAAGCAGUAAUUGACAAAAAAAUUAAAAAGAUUCUAUUUACUCGCGCUUUUCACUGCAGUGAUAGUUUCAGUGAAUGAAUUAGACCUCCAGCUAGUUCAUAAUAGGUCGUUUAAUGUAUCGUCAGCAAUAUUUUCCGAGAAAAUUCAAGAUUCACAGGCAUGUACCGCCACAUUCGAAGGUAAAAACUGCACCAUGGGUUGGACCAAAUCGACACAAUAUCUUUAACAUUCUUGUAAGAAGAAACUAAGAACUUUUGAAUCCUAAAUGAUGUAGGCGUGGAAUCUUAAAGAACUAGAGACUUUGUCGGUGCAUCGAAAAUUAACAUACAAUGUCAAUUUUCCCAGAAGAAAAUGUUAAUGUUUGAACUUCGUUUUUCUGGUCCAACCUAGAGUACUUUCCCCUACAAGAAAAAUACGCGAGCGUAAAAUUCUUCUAUUGGAAACAAAUUAAUCCAAAUGGAGACAAGGGAAAGUUUCUAAUUGGAGACAAACAGUGUAAGUGGCAUCGCGACGAAAGGCUUCCAAAACCUUGUUGAGUUGCUCUUGAGUGCAGGAUUUGUUCUUAUUCCUGGUCUUUUCUCCUUUCCCAUCUAAAACAAUAAAAAAA
Molecule: messenger RNA, 2503 nt
Organism: Phlebotomus papatasi
Lineage: Eukaryota; Metazoa; Arthropoda; Insecta; Diptera; Psychodidae
Product: short-chain dehydrogenase/reductase family 16C member 6-like
Exons: 1
Coding region: 953-1540 (195 amino acids)
Cellular component (GO): lipid droplet
Molecular function (GO): oxidoreductase activity, acting on the CH-OH group of donors, NAD or NADP as acceptor
Source: RefSeq, a predicted model, not a curated record